Otolemur garnettii (small-eared galago) is the source of this 4330-nucleotide messenger RNA. RefSeq names its product solute carrier family 25 member 22 (gene SLC25A22). Gene Ontology annotation, biological process: aspartate transmembrane transport; L-glutamate transmembrane transport; malate-aspartate shuttle. The record is from RefSeq and is a predicted model, not a curated record. The transcript has 9 exons. Bases 2000 to 2971 code for a protein of 323 amino acids. Lineage: Eukaryota; Metazoa; Chordata; Mammalia; Primates; Galagidae. Gene Ontology annotation, molecular function: L-aspartate transmembrane transporter activity; L-glutamate transmembrane transporter activity.
GGAACCUCUAGGCCUGCAUCUCUCUUUCUGAGAUCAGUAUUCUUUUCCCUACCUGGGAUGGUCUGUGUAACCUGGGCGGCCCCCUCAUCCUAAACAGGAGGCAGGGUCUGGAGAGGAGGGGUUUGCUCAGAAAGGCAGGACUCAGUUUCUGCAGGCCAGGGGUGACCCCAGGCGGCAGAGAGCUGUGUGGCCAGUCUACACCUGGAGAAUGGGGUGGUGAGUGGUGCUCAUAGGUCAGGUAGACGUUCAGAGGUCAGUUGGUCCUUUACCACUGGCUGCGGCAGGGAGAGGUGAAGCCUUGGGUGUGGUGGGUGGUGGAGGCAUAGGGUUCUAGGAGUGCCAGCUCCCAUGCCCUCUGGACCUACCAGCUGAUCAGGGCCUGUGGGUGCACCCAGUGGCCUCUAGGACCCAGCGACCUUUUCUCAGUCCUUUCUAGUCUGGACAAACAUACCUUUUUGCGCCCUAGCUUGAGGUUCUUUUGAUAAGUACUUGCCUGUAACGUACACAGAGGUCCCACAGAACAUGAGUGUCAGCCCAUCUUUGCCCACAGCACCGGAUUCCCCAUGCAGGUACAUACAAAGUGCCUGGACACAGAAAGAGUCCCACCCAAACGGUGUCAGGCUGCAGACCGGAAUCCACCAGGUGGCUGGGGUCUCAGUGUAUGUGUGGGGGUCUGGCCUUGCUGCAGCAGCCUACGUCAGACCCAUUCCCCAGCCCCACUCCCUGGUGCUCAAGGCUGUGCCCUGUCCCCCUGAAACUGUCUCACCCACUCUCCCAGAGCUGCAGGAGGCCCCAGCUUGCCCAAAGUGAAAGAGAAAGUCGCCGCCCCUCAGGCCCGCCCCGCCCAGCCCUGUGGCCAAUCCCGGGCGUCUCACCUCCUACCAGCAGCUUCGCUGCCUCCUGAGCCGGUUGCUGGAGUCCUGGAGAAGCCUGGUCCUGAGUACCUGGGGUGAGCAGGACCAGAAAGCAGGGCGGUGGCAGGGAGCCCCUGGAAAGCCAAGGUGAAGGUCACAGGUCCUCCAGGAGACCAUAGGCAGGAGCGAACUGUGUGACCCUGCUGCGGGUAUGAGCCUGUGACAGCUAGCCUGUGAGGGGUUGCGAGGAGGGGGCGCAUGGGGACCAGGACUCAGGGAGACCCCCCACUCAUUUUUUAUGGCUGUACCCCAUGGGAGGCCCUUGGGCCUGGCUCUGACUCCACAGCCCUACCCCUACUAGGAGAGUCCCCUUCUUCCCUCACCCUGUAGUAGAUGGGGGUGCCAACCACAGGGGCUUCAGAAGGUCAGCCAUCCCCACACACUCCUGAAGCUCUGCUAGAUCCCUGUGGUCUGUGUGAGUGAGGCUGGUGGGGUAUGAGGGAGAGGGUGGAGAUGGGCAGAGGGCAGUGGUGGGUUUGGUGCUUCUCUGUGGGGAAGUCUCUGCAGGUCUGGAGUGGGGCUAGGUCCAUCUGGGCAGCUGAGAACUGAGCCCAGAAGGUGGGGGACCUUGGAUCAUCUAGGAGAAGCCAGUGAGGAAACUCAAGCCCCCAUCUGAAGAGGGCAGGUGCGGUUACCCCUGCCUGAGGAAGGGGGGAUGGUCACCCCAGCCCAGCCCAGGGUCGAAGUGCUCCAGCAGGCCACCUGCCCCUGCGCUGCCCCCCAGUGGCACCUGGCCCUUUAAUAGCCUGAGCUCUCUGGGUGCACGUGAGCAUGAGCAAGUGCAAGCUGGGAGGAGCUGGUGGGGGGGCUUGAGGGGAAAAGGGGUGGUCCCUGGGAUGUGGGGGGUGGCAGGCGACUCAUGCACCAGUCAGAGAUGGCUCUAGUCUGCAGCCAGGGUCUGGAGGCUUAUUCUGGUUUGCCUUAUCCUCCACUGAUUGCUGUCCCUCACCUUCCACAACAGAAGUGGUGGCUGAGCCUGGAAAUUCCCUGGAAGGUGGAGGAUCAAUCCCACCCUCCAUCUGCACUACCUCCCCCAACACUACCUGUAUCGACACUGUCUGGCUCUUACCUGGGGAUCAAGUUAAAUGGCUGAUAAGCAGAUCAGCCUGCCAGCCAAGCUCAUCAAUGGUGGCAUCGCUGGAUUGAUCGGGGUCACCUGUGUGUUCCCCAUUGACCUGGCUAAGACGAGGCUGCAGAACCAGCAGAAUGGCCAGCGCAUGUACACCAGCAUGUCUGACUGUCUCAUCAAGACCAUCCGCUCCGAGGGCUACUUUGGCAUGUACCGGGGAGCUGCUGUGAACCUGACCCUUGUCACCCCCGAGAAGGCCAUCAAGCUGGCAGCCAAUGACUUCUUCCGCCAUCAGCUCUCUAAGGACGGGCAGAAGCUGACCCUACUUAAGGAGAUGCUGGCUGGCUGUGGGGCUGGCACCUGCCAGGUGAUCGUAACCACCCCCAUGGAAAUGCUGAAGAUCCAGCUGCAGGAUGCAGGCCGCAUCGCUGCCCAGAAGAAGAUCCUGGCUGCUCACGGUCAGCUGUCGGCUCAGGGGGGCACCCAGGCCUCUGUAGAGGCUCCAACCACUCCCCGGCCAACGGCCACCCAGCUGACCCGAGACCUGCUGCGGAGCCAUGGCAUUGCCGGCCUCUACAAGGGACUUGGGGCCACGCUGCUCAGGGAUGUCCCCUUCUCCAUUGUCUACUUCCCUUUGUUUGCCAACCUGAACCAGCUGGGCCGUCCAGCGUCUGAGGAGAAGUCACCCUUCUACGUGUCCUUCCUAGCUGGUUGUGUGGCAGGGAGUACAGCCGCCGUGGCUGUCAACCCCUGUGAUGUGGUGAAGACACGGCUGCAGUCACUUCAGCGUGGCAUCAACGAGGACACCUAUUCGGGGUUUCUGGACUGUGCCAGGAAGAUCCUGCGGCAUGAGGGCCCCUCUGCCUUCCUAAAGGGUGCCUACUGCCGUGCCCUGGUCAUCGCGCCGCUCUUUGGCAUCGCCCAGGUGGUCUACUUCCUGGGCAUUGCGGAGUCCCUACUGGGGCUGCUGCAGGACACCAGGGCCUGAGCCUGCACCUGCUGUAACCUGGCCAGCCGGGCAGGGUCAGCGUGAAGCCAGGCAGGAUGGCCUGCCCAGGACUGAGGGGAGACCUUCCUAGCCUUCCCCUAUCGGCGGGGGGGCAUGCAGGGUCCAUGUGGGUGGUGUGCACGAGGCCUUGGUGGAGCCCUGCCUGCACCAUUGGGAUCAAUGUCUUAUUUAUGUAGAAAAUGCAGAAAUCUUUACAUUCCUCAAGCCAGCCUCUGUCCUAAUCCUGCCUUGGCCUGAACACUCCCAGGGACAGAGCUGGUCUCUGGGCUGGGGGCCCAGGGCCUUGGCUGGGCAGGCUGAACCUUCCCUAGGUCACUGUCUCUGAGGCUGUCCUGGUCCACAAAGGGGACCUGCACACAUCUAUUUAUUGAUCCUGCAGUGCCCAACUGGCUUUCCAGUCCUUUCCGUCCACCCUCCUGCUUCUCUUCCUGCCUUGGCAGGCUCUGACUGCCUCCCUCCAGCCUUGCAGAAGGCCUGGUGGUCUUUUGCCCCCAUGUUGAGGUGGAAAUCCCAAGCAAGGGGCUAUACUGAGGUCUGACUCCUAAGGCAAGCCCAUCACACUGUAGAACUUUCUGGCAGGCCCCUCAGCCCCAGCCCAGUGGAAGCUCACAUGCAUUGUGUGGGUCUAUGUAUGUGCACCUCAAAAGGACCAGGUUAUGACCCCCUGCCCUCCAUGGGCUUUGCCCCUCAGGGAUGGGGCUGUGGGGGGCUCUGCCCUUCCCCACUGGCCAGGCACCUGCUGUGCCUAUGUGCUGGGCACACCCAGUCUCUCUGCUGACCCCGUCCAGAACUUGAUUACUGCAGCCUAGCCCCUCUUGCUGCACCUCUGAGACCCCCACCUUGUGUGAGAUUAGCCAGGGUGAAGGGCAGGCAUGAGGACCAAUAUUGAGUCUGGGGGCACCUACCCUGCUUGGGCGGGCAGGAACUGCCCCCAGUCCUCCAAAGGCUUGCCCUCCUCUCUGAGCCUCUACAUCAGGCCCCUGACCACACUCCAAAGCUCCGUCCUCAGCACCCUGGCCCAUCAGUGUCAGUGACACAGACUUUCCCUCCCCAUCCCCUGGCCAUGUGAUCGUGUUAGUGAUUGAUCCUGACAGUGCUGGUGCUGUGUCCCCCAAACCAGGCCUCUCUACAGAGGCUCCUACCCAGUGACACUACCUGGGGCUCAGGCCUGGGCCCCCCAGCUCACGGUUGUUCCUGGGAGUUGCCCCCUCCCAUCACAUGUGUACCUUGGAAGCUGCUGCUGCUUACAGAAUUAUAUUUUUUUCUUUUGAAGAGUUUUAAGAGUUGUAACUUUUUGUGUCUUGUCAUGUAAGAGAAUAAAUAAAUAUUCUAAGUAGA